Porites lobata is the source of this 18172-nucleotide messenger RNA. The record is from the annotation of a GenBank genome assembly. Lineage: Eukaryota; Metazoa; Cnidaria; Anthozoa; Scleractinia; Poritidae.
UGCGGUUCAGUAGUAAAUAAUACUACACUAACAAGUCCAGGACAUCCAAACCACCAUCCAAGAAACAUGGACUGUAAUUGGACUUGGGAAAUUCCAACAGGAAAAAUUCUGAAUGUGACCUUUGCAUCAUUCGACAUGGAACCUCUGUGGGAUUGUGGGUAGGCGAUUUAAAUGAGAAGUAGAAAAGGGUUGUAAAGUCCUCGAGCCGUAUCCAUCUUAAAUCAGUACUAUAGAGCUGAAUAUCUGCUAACAGACAACGGCCUCCCCCAAACGGCCUUUAUUUGAUAGUUCCAUUGGGGAAUUGGGGUUAGGUAUAGCUUAAGUGCAGUUCGAGUGUAUUUUUGUCAAUAGAGCUCUUUAGCGUAUAUUUUUUUUGUUUUCUUAAUGUAGGUCCUGUGAUAAUACUCCAGAGAAUUGUGUAUUUCAAACUUCGAUUUUUUUCUCGUGCAUAUGUACCCAUAAUUUAUGAAAAGAGAAAGUGGGUAAAAGCUAAAGCUUAAGACUUAAGACUCUUUAAAAAGAGACUAUGACACCUACGAACUGGAAUUAUUAAUACACCAGUCUGUCAAGUUUCAUUUUUAUUUCCUUUUAAGCAAACAUACAGACACACUUGUUAUUCUGCUUUUCUUGUGACUUUUCUUCCAAAAGUCAAAACAGUAGAGGUAAACCACUCUGCCUUAAAUCAAACACAUUCUACGCUUCCUUGAACAUUUUCCAGAGGUUUAUGGUCUUACUAAUUUGUCAAGUUAUUGAACGAUUUUGUAAGCCAAGGCAAGACAAAGCCUAACAAGAUAGAUCGUCCCUUUCUUUUUCAUGGAAAAAUAAUUGUUGACCAAAGCGAUGGGCGUUAAUAAUCUAGCAGAGUAGUAGUUUGAUACUCUUGCAUUAGAAGCGAAGAAGCUUACCUAGCUGCAAUGUACACAACAUAAAACCGCAAUAAUAUUACAACGCUGUCUAAAAAAGACCAGUUACGGACUUUUGUGGGCAAAAUGCAAGAACAAAACAAAUAAAUUAAAUGUGUAAUCUUGCGCAGGUUAUCAAAGCAAGUUUUUUUUGUCACCAAAAUAAAAUUUGUUUUUUGUAGAAGAACCAAACGGUUUUACUGUUUCAUCGGGCCUGGAUCUUUUAUCUUCUUGUAGGAGAGACUAUUUGAGUAUUUACCAUCAAAGCAACGUUCUGAUUGGCAAGUAUUGCGGUGAUUUGACGUACAAUUUGGCAGUGAUAGUUGCCGGGAAUUACACAGUGAUCAAAUUCCACUCGGAAAACGUUGACAAAGGAAAGCGUGGAUUCAGAUUGCAUUUCAGUGAAUUACCUCGAAGUGGUAAGUACAGAAGGGACCGAAGCGUAAUACAAGAAUUUGUGUGGGAAAUAAUUCUCAAUUUUCAAUCUAACCUACUUGCGAGCACAGGCGCUUCGAUCUUCGUAGAUAGGUCGGGACAGUAUCUAAGAUGGCGACCAGCCGUGAUAUUUUACGUAUCACUUUUGUCUGGCUACACAUGAAUUAAUUUUCUUCGUAAAUUAGUUGCUCUAACGUCUUUAUUCGCGAGGGAGCUUAAGCAACAACAACGGCGACGGCUACGAAAACGCACCUAAUAGCAAAUUUAAUCGAAACGAUGCAAAGUAGACGUAAACAUUUCGAUUAUCUCUCAUUUUCCUCGGCAGAGCUAUGCGGUUCGGCGAAGGAUAAUAUACUGAGAUCCCCUGUAUAUGUACAAAGUUAUCCACCAAAUAUGCACUGCGUCUAUAAUAUCUCAGUUCCACAUGGCAAGGUGCAAAAACUUGUAUUUCAAAUAUUUGAACUGGCGUUUGAUCCAGAAUGCAGGUUAGAGUAAUAUUCCUUGAUUAAGUGUGUUUCUAACUAUAGUGUGUUAGUGAGCAGUGUCAAAAUAAACCGUGAAAAUGCUAACUAAAUUUGGAUGAAAGGGAAACCUGAACCGGCAAGAACUGGUGGCUUAUGAUCCAAGGAUCACUAUACAAAACUUUGGGUAAUAAUAUAAUGAGCUCAAGUAAUUACAUGUUAACAGGGCAAGAAGUGCACCUAAUAAGGACACCAAUGUCUGUGACAGUUAUUGGCGUUCAAAUAUUGACAUAAUUCACUGGGAAGUGAGUCUGUUGAUAAACAUCAUCAGGUUUCAAAUUGCUACGUAAUGCAGUGGUCAUUCAUAUUAAAAACCUCGGCUUAAUUUUGAAAGGUCAAAACUCUUAAAUAACUUAAAGUAAACCGUUUUUUUCUUUGUACUUACUUGAAGGAAUUGGCCACCACUUCGAAAUGUUAAGAAGUCAAAUGGCCCUCACAAAAAGUUAAUAUCAUGUCAUGGAAAAGCAACUUCAAAGAAACCAAUCCAUCUGAAUGGUUCUUCAUUCUGAACAGAAGCCUUAGACUUAAUGCAUUUUAACAGGAACAUAUGUAAAAGUAAUUUGUUUAAAGUAAACCCGUGAAAUAUUGAGUGUUUCCUUUGCAGAUUGAACUACCUGAGCAUUUCACAUGGUAAUAACUCUAUCGACCAUUAUUGCGGUAACUUAACGGGAAAAGUUAUUUUCGUUUCACGAGACUAUCUGGUGUUAACAUUUCACUCAAACGAGAAAUUUGAUCCUAACAAUAGAGGAUUUGAAAUAUUUUUUACGGAAGAUGUAAACAUGCCUGGUAAGUGAAUGUAACGAUAACUAUACUAUAUCAAUACCACCAUAGCAAAUUCAGUUAUAUUAGAGUACAGACACAUGGAUGACGUCACGGAAACGUUUUUUCUUUGUUUGUCAAACAUGGCGCGCGCUUUUGAAAUGUAUUCGAGAUUAUUUCGGAAUAAGCAAGUGAAGGACUUAAAAAGGUGGGGCUCGUGUGCCUCUUAUUUGUUUGUUUGGUUUUGUUUUUACCACUUUCUCACUCUAUCUGUGAUCUAUAACUGAACGGACGUACGGCAACAUGGAAUCUAUUUGCAAAACGUUGUCAAAAGAAAAGGCACCCUGCUAGCAGGGUGGACAAAAGUUUAUGAAAAUUAAUAAUGAUCACCAAAGAAAAAAUGCUAUGAUCUUUUAUCAAAUGGAAAUGAGCGGAGAUCGGUAUGGAAAAUUAUUGUGUACGCGGCGUUUUCCUGAAUGUUUCAUGUUGGCAAAUAUCAUGGUCGAGGAAAAGCUUUACAACUAUUUUAAAAUUGCAACUAAAAGAAAGACCGGUCACAUAUUGAAUAUCCUGAGAAAACAGCCGUGAUUUCACGACCCCACCACUGGUUUCCCCGCGAAGUGACGUCUUAGGAAGGACUGCAACAAUUCCAUACUUAUGACGUGUCAUUACCCAGAUUUGGGUAGUGCUUCUGAUUGGUUGAGGCAAAUUUCGCGGCACAACCAAUCAGAAGCACUACCCAGAUCUGGAAUGUUGGCAUACGUCAUUUCGCGGAAAAACCAGUGAAACCAGUGCUCGCGAAAUGUUGGCUGUUUCCUCAGGCUAAGUAUUGAAUAAGUUAUAAUUUGACUAUAUUUUCAGCACCUUGUCCACUAGGAUGGACAAGCCUUUAUGGUUCUUGCUACAAAGUAUCUUCCAACGAACUGGAGUGGAACUCAGCAAAGUCCGCUUGUGAAGCACUGGGAUCAAGUCUUGUUAUUCUGAACUCACUGGCUAAAAUACAAGAGCUCAUUAAAAGAACAAAUGGCCAGACGUGGAUUGGUUUACAGAGGGAUCUCAAGGGCAGUUCACCCUGGCAAUGGGUUGAUGGGUCUGGCGCUUUUUAUAGCUACUGGUGGAGUGGAGAGCCAAACGAUAUCGACGGCAACGAAGAUUGUGUAGUAAUGAACCCUCACAUAGGAAAAUGGAAUGACCGAGGGUGUUGGAAAUCUCAUUAUUACGUUUGUGAAAUCAACGGUAACACAACUUUCUAUGGUAAUAAGUAAAAUCAAAAAGUAAAGUAAAUUUUAAAUUUGAUGUGUAAACAGUACUUCCAAUGAUUGUACGGUUUAUUUAAGAUCCCAAUGAAUCUGGAUAUUUCUCAUAAAGGUAAUAAAGGUAGACUUCUUGUAUUAUAAUAAAACGAAAAUCUUUUUUUCUUUUUCAGCGACAAAAAUACCAGCAGUCAGCGACAACAACUUUUGAUUCCUCCACUUAUGAUAAUAUUCGUUCAUUUCAGAAAUAUUAGAAACCUUAGAUUCUAGGGCGAGAACGACAACGAGUACGAGAGUUCAUUUAAAGUUUUUUCGCAUAUUCUCAAAUAAUAGACACUGUGGAUAGCUUCAUUCUACAUCUUUUCCACCAAAAACUUAGCCCUGUUAUCUUUAUUGAAUGAAGUUAAACUCCCAGCUGAAAAAUAAUAAAACCUAUAACACUUUAUAACUCGCUUCUGACCGCUAACACCCUAACUCGUACUAGAAUGACGCGGACGUUUCCCGCCAAAAUGACGCUGGUUCACUCGCGCGCACUACUGAGUAUUGAGGAAAUCUGGUACUCGUAGUCGGACUCGUCUUAGAAUCUAAAGGUCUCUAUUUGUCUUUCGCAGGUUGCCCCCAGGACUGGAUUCAAAUCCUCGGCUCCUGCUACAGAGCCUCUUCUUACGCACUGGAUUGGUUCGCGGCAGAAUCUGCCUGUAAGGCAAUUGAAUCUAGUCUUCCUAUAAUGACUUCACGUGCUGAACAAGAUGCCCUUGGCUCAUUUCUAACACAAAGCGCGUGGUCUGGUAUGCACAGGAAUCCCAGUCACAAUUUUGGUUUGGUCAGUGGUUCACAAGCUAGUUAUGUUCAUGAAUUACUCGGUCAAUUGGAAAGUUUGACGGGCGAGGGAGAUUGUGUAGAGAUAAAUUCGAAGGGAAAACUGAAAAAUAGAGACUGUCGUCAUCACCAUCAGUACCUUUGCACAAUAUCGGCAGGUAAGUAACUCCAAGAAAACAUCACGUGUUUCUGGAAGAGUUAGAAUUUUUUUUCCAGAUUAUGCUUGUGUGUAUUGUAUAAAGGUGCCAGUUAAUAAUCUUAAAAAGGUGCCACUCACUUGAAAGAAGUGGAAUAAAAAGAAGACAGAAAAAUUAAUACUUGAUUGCCAGGUCCAUUAACCUCAACCGGAGCGACCCACUCAUAUACUAAUCACGGCCAUCAAGUAAUUUUAGAUUCAUUGUAAAGUACUUUUCCAGCAAAAAUAAAUAAGCUCCAGGCAAAAAGCACUAAAUGGAUUUUACUUUGCUUCUCUUUUACACUCUGUCUUUUUUAAAAAGGAACCAAGUGCAGAAAACCUUCACUGGGGGAUGAUGUGGUUGUUUCACCUUCUGAUUGUCUUUUACCAACUCACCCACAUGGAAAGAUUUGCUCCUUUUACUGCGCCCGUGGAUAUCAAGUCAGCGGUCCUUCAUCUGCUCGUUGCGGGAUUGGUGGAUCAUGGAGUGAGGAUGCCAACACCAUCCUUUGUGAUGGUUUGUAUCUUGAUAUUUUAAGUUUCACUUCCCCCCUCAACCGUAGCGUUAAAAAUAAGCCAUUGUUUAAGAUUUUUUGGAUUGCUGUCAAUCCAACGCGAAAGCUAUUGACUUCUGCAGAUUGGAGCUUGUAAAUCAAGAUGUCUUUCCAACCAGUAAAUCGGACGCCUUAAACCAACUUUGUAAAGCAUUUUCUAAUUGUAAUUAUUAUAUAAAUAAUCUUCAGUUUUAAAAUAAUUAUCACCACCGCUGCAACCAACACUGCCACCACCAUUACCACAAUUAUCAUUAUCAUCAUCGUCAUCAUCAUUAUCAUUAUCAUUAUCAUCAUCAAAAAACAACAACAACAACAGGGUAAUAAGUACUGCUACAAUGCUGUUCGAGAGCCGUCGUUGUUUGUUUUUAUUCAAUAGAAUGUGAAGAAGCUCUCGGUAUGGGAGACGGAGAGAUCUCCAACGGGCAAGUCAUUGCUUCUUCGCAACUGGAUGCCGAGCAUGCAGCCAUCAACGGCAGACUAAAGGCUAUAAGAACUUCAAAUAAAGUAGGAUCGUGGUCACCUUAUACCAAUAAUGUUAAGCAAUGGUUGCAGAUAGAUCGGGGCAGCCAAGAGCGUACCCUUGUAGCAAAGAUUGCUACUCAAGGAGAAAAUGCUAAAAGCACGUGGGUCACACAUUACAGAUUACAGUACAGCGACAACGGAGAUAAGUUCAAUGUCUACAAAGAGUUAGGACAAGUUAAAGAUAAGGUGAGAGGCCUCUUCUUCGCCAAAGUGAAAAAAAGCAGUUUAACAUUUCUCCACCAACCUUUAAAUACGUAUAUAUUUUGCUCGUGUGCACUUCUGUACAGAGUAAAAAUAUGUCUGGCAACCUGCUAUCUUUGAGGAAUGCAGCAAGAAACGAAUUUAUUAACUAAAUGUAACACAUGUGAGUCCUACCUGGAUUUUGCAGGUGUUCGAUGGCAACACAGACCCGGAUACUAUUGUUUCUCAUAAACUAAAUCCACGCAUAAGAGCAAGGUACAUCCGUUUCCUACCAACCGCUUGGCAUAAACACAUCUCUAUGAGGGUGGAACUCUAUGGAUGUAAAGGUAAUUAAUGAACAGAUGGCUUUUAAUUUAAGACAUUUCCUAAUUAACUUUAAAUCUAAGACUUACAUGUAUGAAGUGGAUCCCCUCCCCAACCUCCCCAAGCAGUUUACUUUUAUCUUGGAUACAUUUUGACGAAACUUGGAGACACACGGUUGCUUAUUUUGGUUACGACAUAUGAAACUAUUAAAGGAGAGAGCUCAAUCAAUUUCCGAGCAGUUUUUACAGUUUUGCCCUGAAAUAUUUCUUUAAAAAAAACAGAAAUUAUAACAUGAUACAUGAUAAAUUACCAAAAGAAGAAAGAACGAACGACUGUACAGAAUACAGAAGACAUUUCCCUCUAACAUAGGAGGAAUUAAGUUAAUUUUGUGAACCAAUUUAAUAAAAAAUAACUCUUUCAUGAGUCAAUCUGACAAAUGAUCUUUCCUUAGGGACACCAAAUUUUGGCCACUGGUUCCUAGAUGAUUCAGACAGAGAGUGCGAUCUAUUUCCGAACAGUUUUUUACAGCUUUACCCUGAAUAUGGAUAAAAUAGUAAUAAAAGAAUACAAGUGACAAAUUAUAACAUGAUAAAUGAUAAAUUAAUUACCCAAAAAAAGGAUCCACGAUCAAACGACUGUACAGAAGAAAUUUCUCUUUAACAUUAGAAGAAUUCAGUUAAUUUUGUGAUUCAAUUUAUAAAAAUAAAAUCUUUCAUGAGUCAAUCUGACAAAUGACCUUUCCUUAGGGACACCAAAUUUUGGCCAGUGGUUUCUAGAUGGUUCUGAUUCAGAUGUAAGGUUAGUAUAACAUAUAAAUAACCUAUUGAAGGAACAUGAUGAUAAUCAAGACGAUGAUGAUGAUAAUGAUAAUAAUAAUAAUCAUCAUCAUCAUCAUCAUCAUCAUAUUCAUGGUCAUCAUCAUCGUUAUCGUAAGUCAACGCCUUUCGUCAUGGAAAUUUUAUCAUAAUGUUCUCCAUGCAUUUGAUAAAUAUUCACAAGUCACGCAUCACGGGAGAGACCCUUCAUAAUUUGUCGUAGUUUUCAAAAACUUUGAAAGGUCUCUUGUGGUAUGCUCCUCUUAAGGUUAUAUUUCAUAUUUAUUUUAACAAUCAUUGCUCUAAUUUCAUUUCGUAGUUUUUUUGGUGCGGUCAACUACACUGAAGGUUGGUGUCUUGGAAGUAAAGCAGCGUAUUUCAGUCAAAAAGGCUCCUUUGUCACCGUGCCCAAAAUGAACAUUACAAACUGCGACUUUACAAUUGCUUUUUGGGUUAAAUCCGGUGAUAUAGAGGGACCUUUAAUGGCGAUUUGGUCUGUGAGUGGAAAGCUAUUUUACGCGGCAAUAAAGAAUUCCAGUGUCAUCUUGUCGAUACAUAACACUGUAGCAAAAGCAAACUUCGCAAUCAGUGACUGGAAUCAUGUUGCCAUUACCUGUGAGGAGUCUAAGAUCAAGGUGUUUGUAAAUGGAACAGAAAUUUUAACGAAGGAACAAUGGAACGAGUUCUUCUUCUUAUCGUCAGACCAUCUUGAGACGGAAAAUGUGAUAGGAAAUCAUCCAGUCCUGUUCAAGUUGCCAUUGGUAAAUAAACCUUUUGUUGGUGCACUGAUGGACCUUCAUGUAAUCGAAACUGCCUUGUCUGCAAAUCAGAUUUCUGACUUAAGCAAAGGUAAUCUGUUGUUAUUAGGGAGUUUAACCAAAUGAGUUUUUGAGUGACGCACGUCGACCGGAAGUGAGCCGUUUUCGCUCUUUAUACAUCUUGACGCUGCCAAAAUUGUAAUGCCUCGUUGUCUUGCUCUUAUUAGGGGCUUAGACGAUCGGACGACGCGACGGCAGCCAAAACGUUGCUCCGCUAAGGCGCAAAUCAUGCUACUCGUGAUACAAAUAAACUAUAAGCCCCCAAAGGUCAUGUGAUUGUCGUAGUGAUCUAAAAAUGCAUACAGGUUACGCUGAAAAAACGGAAGUAAUUUUGAGGUGGUCAAGAACUUGAGCGUCUUGUUAGACCAGAUGGCUAAACGGGGCCAAUUAAACCAGCUGGAGUGGCAACCCUACAGUCGCGAAAGAAUCCCCAUAUUUUGCUGCUCUAUCUUAAUUGAUCAGAAACAAAAUAAUCAAACCGAAUCCCUUGUAGCCUACACACAAGUAAAUAACUAACUGAUGACGAUAUAUUUUUGUGAACCUAAGGCACGCCGAAAACUCCAGUUAUUAACAAAAAGGAAAGCAAGAUAAAUGAUUGCACUGUGAACCUCACAUGGAGCCGUGACGUGUGUGCCACGACGAAGAACACCAUACGCUUCAGGGUGAUAAAUCCACAGGGCUACAGAGCAGAACGCCGGGUACAAGAGCAUACUUCAGCGAAGUUAUAUCAUCUAUUGACACUUGACUGCGACAAAAUCUAUCAGAUUCAAGUGUCUUCGUGGAUUGGUGAACUUCAAAGCGACUGGUCUACUCCUUGGCAAGUUCAAACUCACCCACCCAUGAUACAGCAGGAUACACAAAACGUCUACUGUAAGUACCGCAAGGGAACAAAACAUAGCUUACCUUAACCCAAGCUGAAAUUCUAAGGGCUUCGUCACGCGUCGUUGCGUGACAAGGCUACUUCCCCCAGGACCAGUGAGGUUUUAUAUCCGUUCAGACCCGUAAGGUGAUGGAUAAUGCCAUUAGGUAAGAAACAAACCAGAAAAACCCGGCCGCAAAAACAAAUCGUUUCAGAUGUACUUAUAAUUCAUCUCUCUAUUAUUUUGAACAGGGUAAAAUGCCUCAAUAAUGACCGACGUUUAAGUUACGUUCAGGCGAACGAGAAAAUUUCUACCUUACUCUACGCGCUCGGUCAUUAUUUUUCAGAAGAAGCCUAACUAACUAGGCAUUAUCCUAUUUAUAAUCUCUGCCAUUUUUUUAAUGAAGCCCCAAAAUUUCCGAGAAGGAAUCUUUAUUACCCGAACUGAGAAAACAGCACGAAAUUCCAAGGCAAAAGCAUGGUUACUUGAUAUGAAAAAUCAUUAAAAAUUUGAAAAAUCAAGUCAAAUUAUGGUGAUAAUGAAGCCAUCUUUUUAACAACAGACCUUUUCAUGGCCACUUCUGCAGGAGAGAUGGGGAAAACAAAACAGAUUUUAAAAGAGAUAUAUGCAAAAAGUUCAGAGUGCAAAAAAAUACAAAAACAAACUCCCGUAACCGAGACAAAAACACCUAUCCUCUUAUGGAUGACGUACAUGUAAAUUGUAUGCAUUCCAUAUCUUUUUACAUUAAUUUAUUUCUGUCUUCCCAGCUAACGAUGACGUUACGAAAACUUUGGGAAUAGUUCUUGGAAUCACUGCUACUCUCGCGGCAGCAAUUCUCGUAGGGAUCUACCGAAGGAGGCAAAAAAGGGAAGAACGGUAUGCUUAAAUGACACGGAAAAGUCAAGAAAGUUUACCCCACGCAUGUUUACAAAGUUGGACACUGACAUUGACACUAGCGUCAUAUCCGACAACUUCUUCGAAAAGCAUUUCUCCGAGGAAACAUAAUGUGUUUGGUCGGACUCGAAAACCGAUUUGUUGUUUUUUUGGGGGGCGUGGUGUCUUUUCCGAUUGACGGAAGAUCUAAAUGCAAAAUCGGGCCAACUUUUCUGUUCACCAUAUGUUUUGGUUACAAAACCGGCCAGACAAACUGUUACGUAUAAAGUAGCCUUUAAAUUAUACAUUACAAUAUGUGCUACAUGCCGUAACCUUAACAGGAAGGUACAGUGUGUUUCGUUUGUUUGUUCGUUUUUGUUUGCGCUUUAAAUACAGUUUAUUUUUCGACAGACGACAGGUACAUAGCGUGCCCAGGCUAGAACGAAGACAGACAUGCGCACUGGACCCCAGUUUCAACUUUAAGUCAAAUUGUACUCAAGGAAAUCGAGUGACUUCUAUUGCUCCCCAUAAAAAAGGAAUUUUCCGUCAUGUGUCUUAAACAACAGAGGCGGCGGAGCCUUUCCAAACGUAAGGGGGGCUCAUCAAAGGGUCUUUUAUACACGGGUUUUCCCCCUUCCAUUGACCGACGGUUAUGCCAUGCUGAAGAACCCCAAUAAGGGCGAAACAGCCGUCCAUGGCUGCCACUACACAAAUUUGACUGCCGCCUGGUUAGCUCAGUUAGGAGAACGCCGGUCUGCUGAGUGCGUUUUUCGUUAGCACAGGCAAAUCUCUUUGUAAUCUUCACAGUGUCUAGUGAGAAGAUUGCGAUUUGGGGCAAUGUAUCAGUAGGCAUUUGUUUAGACGGUCCUGCUUCGUGGUGCUCGUUAGGCGGCAAAUCGUCUAGUGAGGGCAGGAGCUGUUCACUUUGAAGUCGCCGAUGUCCCAUGUAAUGUUUGGGGGGGGGGGGGGCCCCUGCUCCGCCGCCUAGGUAGUAGGAGAAACUGCUCUUCCUACGCAGUUUUUUAAUAGUUCGAUCCUGUACAAAACAAAAGUUUUUACUAAUAUUGGAUAUUUCUCAUUUAGAUCCAAGAAAGAAAUUGUUCAUUUUAUGUCACUGGAAGUCCCACACGAGCGGGUAACCAUCGUGGGCGAACUUGGUCGAGGGGCUUUUGGCAAGGUUCAUAAAGGUGUGAUGAAGGAGGUAACAAACGCAAAUAUAUAUCCCGAUACCAGUGAAAGAAAUCCAAAUGUACAUUCCAAGGACAGCCUACGACCACUGAAGGACAAUAUUAAUAAAGGACGAAUUGUUGCUGUUAAAGUCCUUCUUGGUGAGUUACUAAGCCAUUUUCGAUGAAUGUUUACAAAUCAUGUUCGACCAGCACGUUGUAUGUGUAACUUUAGUAUAGUCGAAGUUCACUUCCAUGUGGGAUCAAGGCCUCUACUUCCGACAAUGCAAUGGAAAAUAGCUUAACUUACAUGUGACAGACAUCUUGUUGAUGCUGAGGCUAAAGUCAAACCUCCAUAAUCGGCCACCUCUCUACAACGGUCACUAUUUUCUGUCUCUAGGGACAGUCUACACAAUGACUCUUGUUUAAACGUCUCUUCAACGGCAACAGCCACUAACGCAUGACCCCAACUGCCAAAAUAACCUGUCAACAACGGCCAUUUUUUCCGCCGACUGAUGAAAACGUCAAGAAUGAUCAUGGAACUUGAUCCGUAUGGCGCGUUGAUGAUUAAUCGCGGCAAUCCUAUUUUGAUUGUGUUCCAUUUAUACUGCUGCAGCAAGCAUAAAUUGUCUGCGAUACGUCUGCCAAUGCUGGGAACUUUGCUCGUUUUGUCACGCUGACAUUUUGAUUCAAAACAUGAUGCCCUUCAUCAUCACUUUCUUUGAAUGGCUAAGCAGUUCACAAACCCUCUCGACAUUGUUUUUCUUGACUGAUUUUAACUGAUAUCCUUUUAUUCAUUAACUCCCGUCUUUGUUUAGAAAAUGCUGGAGAGGAGGAAAAACGACAGUUUCUUCAGGAAAUUGACCUCAUGAAGGACGUUGGAUCGCAUCGAAACAUUCUUAGCAUACUCGGUUUUUGGAUUCGGUCGGAGCCCAUUAUGUUGAUCAUGGAGUAUGUUCCUCACGGAGAUCUUCUGCAGUGGCUUAGAAACAAAAGACAGCAAAUAAAGCAUGUUACUGUAUGUAUCGAUUUUUUGCCAUUUUCUCCCUAAUAACAAAAUCUAUAUCAGCUUAUUUGUUGCCCCGUUGCAUUUCCUAUAAACGUAUAGCCUGGAGCAUUUCUCAAAAUAUAAAGUGAAUUCAAAUUUUUUGUACAUGUCUUCAAUUUCUGUUAACAAAUUUAUGAAGCAUUGAUAAUACAACCAGAAACAUGAUAGAGUUUUGCAUAUUUAAAACAUCUAAGGAGAGCCAAAACCACUGUGGAGAAAGAAACACUCCUUUAUUUAUUUGUAACAUGGGAAAUGUAUGAAUUUGCUUUUACAUUCUAUAUCCAAAAGUUGAUAUCGCUUUCUUGAAAACGGGUAAUUUACUUGGUCUGAAAUCAGAAAAUCUUAUUUCUAAAGAAAGAAAUAUCUAUAAUAAGCUGUAUAUGUCGUAUGGUUAUUGCGCUUUCGUCUGUGUAGAAAAUGAUCUUUUGGCUCUGGUAAAAUUGCUUUACCAGUCUAUACUAUACAGAAUAUUAAUUUGUAAACCUAAAUCAUGUUUGAACUACUUGCAGCUUACAAAGAAGAAUAAUGACCAUACCGAUGUCUUAGAAAGUCAGAAGAAAAACAUGGGUGGUCGAGAGAUAAAAGGAGGGAAGAUUAAAAAUGAAAAACAAGAGGAAAAUGGUUCCAUGCAACUGCAAGAACUAGAAAAUCCACACAAAUCCAAGGUAACCGAUGUUGACACCAAUGUUGAUCGCCUACUUGAAAUACUACCUCAGUGUUCAACUUUGGAAAAAGAAGAGACAACAUCGCUAGGGGAGAGUUCGAGAAAUCUCCCAGAAGUUGUUACAAGCCUUAUUUUGGUAGGAGGCGAAGGACCCACUCAUCAGCUCACGACCUAUGACGAACCGAAGGGAAGCGAUGGAAUAACCUUGACUAUAGAAACAGAGGAUAAGAACAGCGACGCUAAUGGAAAGCAAAAGAGAAUAGAAAGUUCGGAAAACGAGACAGGCAAGUCCAAAGAUGAUGCCAUGAACGUAUACGUAUCAUCUCCAGAAACCAAACCUGGUAAAGAAAACGAAAAGAGGGUACAGUCAUUACCAUCGACCUUUAAAGACGACCAGUUUCCUGAAUCCCUUGAAAGGACCACAAUGGCAGCCUCUACAGAGCACGACGAAGGCACUUGUGACAUCGACAAUAAAGAUCACGUUUUUUCUGCAGAUGAUAUGAUGAGUUUUGCGUGGCAGAUUGCUAAGGGAAUGGUAGGUUAUUUCUUUGCUAUGGGAAAGGAAUCAUACGAACAAACACUAACAAAUACAUCCGAAAACAAAGAUUUUGUUUUUAUGCCUAAAGUUUAAUAUAUAUUCGAAAGCGACUAUACCGUGAAAUAGAGGCACUUCUGAAACUAUCGCACGUAUACUACAACCUCACAUCAUACGCGUUGUACACAAAGCGAUAACCACUUUGCGACGACUAAUUACUAGUUAAUGUCAAGGACAAAGAAAAACUGGAGGACAGACAGGGAGCAGUAUACAAGAUAAAAUGCUACAACUGGCAGGCUAAUUACAUUAGUAAGACCGACAAAAACCUAAGCACGAGACUGACUGAACACAAGCGAGCGACAAGAAAUGGUGAUGUCAACAAUCACAUUGUGGAACACCAUUUACGGACGAAACAUCAAAACGAAUUGUAUUACGUACUGUACAUACUACUAUCAACGACUCACUUUAGAAGGUUGGUUUACAAACUUAGAGCAAACCCCACUAAAUCGCAGUCAACAGUUACCGGCACCGUACAAACGACUAAUUGAUGGAUUUCAAGCAAAACUAACUACAAGAGGGUGACUGGACAACUGACAAUUUGACUAACAAUAAACGACUGUUAAACUAUGACAAUUGCAAUAGACGGAUCGAAACGCACCAUAGUCUUCAUAGAGUCUUCAUAGCCAAUAACAUUACGGCUUAAUUGGCAGACGACCAAUAACAUCGCCACUUAAUUGACCAAACAGGCCAAUAAUCAGAGUUUAAUAUCAUUAACUAACGUGAUACAACUCACUUUGACUCUGAAGAUGACUACCGCACAGGUUGUCGAAACGUCAGUCACUGUCAAAAACAGUCCUAUUCAGGACUUCGUUCAACCGAACGAUCAAUAUCAACCAACUUAUGAAAUGACCACUGGGUUCAAACCUUUCACAGCUAAAAUAAUCUGUUGCCCACAAAAAAGGGUUAAAAAUGCUCAAAUAACGGCUUCACCUCAUUACGUUUUGCCAGAACUGGUAACUAUUAGUAACUAGAAAAAUCUGUCUGAGAAGAAAAUAAGCAGCUACAAAGGAGAAAAGGGAUCAGGCAAAGGGCUAACAAGUAGAUAGAAAAGACUAAGUUUUAAAUCAUCAUUUUAUCAGGAAUACUUGGCCAGUAAAGGAUUUGUUCAUCGCGAUCUGGCAGCCCGUAACAUCUUACUUGGUGAAAACAAAGCGGUGAAGAUUUCUGAUUUUGGUAUGCUACGCCGCACGGGUGAGAGUGAGAUAUAUGAGGUGGCAACCGUUAAGAAACUGCCCAUAAAAUGGACAGCACCUGAUUCAUUGGAGACUGGAAUUUUUACUUCCAAGAGUGAUGUGUAAGUUAAAUAAAAAAUUUUUGCAAGGUUUCUUAGGCCUAUUGUCACCUACAACACAGGUAUAAGAACGAGCCACAUACCAAGACUAAAAACAGAGAAACCUACUACUAAGUCAAUUCCUUCUUAGGCCUUGUUCGCCAGAGACAAUUUUUGGAAAUUUUCCUUGAUAAUUGCUCUCUUACCAGUUACCAUCCCUUUCUUUUCAAAGGGGACUGGGUUUGAAUUUAUUCCAACCAAAAGAAGGUUAACCUCCCACGCAGGCGUUUUUAGGGAAGCUCGGAUUUCGUCCCUCCCAACAAACUCCUGCUCAACCGAGAACAACAUCCCUUUCCCAAGCUUAGCCAAUCACAUUGUAUCUUCCAAGUUCUGGAACUUUGAACUUGACCGCAGGGGUACCCGAUAACUAUUCGAUCUGUAUGGAACACUGGGAAAGCUAUAUAACCUCUCAUAAAUGUUAGACUCAGAGCGGCAAAAGUAAGAUUUAUUCAGGUUUUAGAAUACUUCGUGCACUGCAUAACCUUAGCGUAGGGAAGCGAAGAAGGAAAAAGGUAACUCUAGGGUCACGUUUUUACACUACCAUGAGCUUAUGAGUCGUGUUUAGCCUAUCAACACUUCAGCCUUUCAAAACUGUUGAUUGAACUGGUUACUUACGACGUGAAUAAAAUAAUGGAAAAGGAAUGUUAUUCUCCGUUGAGCAGACAUUUGUGGGGAGGGACGAAAUACGAGCUCCCCUAAAAAAACCUGCGUAGGAGGCUAAAAGAAGAUUGAAUACGUCCUAGCUUCCGAUUUUAGAGCCUGUGUUUCAACCUGACUUUCCCAGUUACACAAUAGGCCACUUGCAUGAUGACGUCAUUUUAUAACAACUACCAGAAUCCUUCAGGGUUUUGCUUUCUUGUGCAAAUUAGGGCUUUUGUUAUUUAAACUUCACUGGGUUUACCAAAUUUCAGUAUGAAAGAAAAAAAGAAAUGAAUUCUUGUCUUAGUAGUAAAAAGACGUCAUCGUGCAAAUGGCUUAUUUACUGUAUUUCUCUCCGCCCUCCGAUGACUACCAUGGAAGGGCAGACCCUCCACUGAGUAAAACUCUGUGUCACUGCAUGCUUCCCUAAGAACCUCGUGAUGAAUAGAAUUACAGCAAGUGGUCAGCAAGCUGUCAUGUUGCUCACACCAAGAUACCCUAAUGAAAUAUUAGCAUAGGUAAAACUACUGACCUUUCCGGUUACGUUUAGAAAAAAAAUAUACAAUUAUUGAUGUAAGGAUUCGCGGACAAUCAAGAGUAAUUUCUCUCUUCCUCUCAUUAGAACUUUUUAAUUUAUAAUUGUUGAGUUGUUUCACCGAUUAUUUGUUUUCAUCAUACUGUACCUUGUUCCUUAGAUGGUCGUUCGGAGUUGUUUUGUGGGAAAUGGCUACCAUGGGUGAGAUAUCUUUAAAGCUUUGACUGAUGUUACACCGGAAGUAGAAUGAUUGUCUAUUGCAUUUGUUUGUUUGUUUUACUAAUAAAUUCUAACAACGUAACUCCGUAUCCAGAUCUCUUGUCGAGGAAGCCAAAGGCGAGAUAUGGUCAAAUACGUACGUCACGUGAUCGCCGGUCAGGCGCACUCCCUCACAAUCUUAACAGUAAGAGUAACCAAUGAAAUAUGUUGAUUUUCAAUGAAGUUCAGAUAUAACGCGCACUCUGUUUGGUUGCAAAUGUGUGCUUUAUGAGAGUAUAAAGCCAGCUAAAGUGUCGCACCAUCUGCCAAAAGUUUGUUUGGAGAAUUAAAAAGUGACGUAUGGGGAAUUUAACGGAUUCUUUAUCAUGAAACAAAUAAAGAAGCCUUGACACUGUGCUCUGUUUAGUGUGACGCACGCAGAAAACGGCAAGAGCACUUAGGAAGUAGAGAGAAACACUCCACUAGGUCUCGGUUUCCCCCAACAAUUCUUUCCUGCUUUAGCUGCUUCCGGUGUGCUUUACAACAGAACAGAGUACAGUCGAAGCGAUCUCGUCCUUGGCUUCGUGGAGAAGAGAUCUGGGUACAAGUUCACUAUCAACGUUGUGAGUUAAAGGACCUGUGUCACGAAAUUCUGCCAGAUUAGUUAAUUACAAAAUAUCCAUUAAAUUAAGAGAAACGUAAAAAUAACCGCUUAAAACGUUAAAGGAAGGUUAAAAUAACAUGACAGAAACAACAGAUGUCACGGAUGGGCAACACUGAAGAAGAUUUUAACGGAUUGAAAUUAGGGUUUUUGAAAACUGUUCAGCCUAACAGUUUUUCAAAAGUGAUCCCUGCUGCUUGCAACUUCAAAAAUAAUGCUUAGAGACCUAUUUGUUUGUCACGGAUCGCUGAUUUUGUCACUUACAUGUAAUUUCUUUGCCUACUUUAAGUUCCAUAGCGAUUGAGCGCAAGUGAUUGGCAAAAUUAAACAAAAUAUACCAGACUGCCGUGACACAGCCCCUUUAAUCUGUCACGUGCCACAAUAACUAAAAGUUCUUGACAGACAUAAUGUUGGCUUAAAAGUUCUUUGAACCUUUCCAAAUGAUAUUUAAAUUAAACAUUUUAGGGGGGACUCCUUAUCCCAGAAUCAGCCAUGCCCAGUUGUACAAUCUCCUUAAGAAGGGGUAUCGCAUGGAACAACCAAACACUUGCAGUGAUGAGAUGUAAGUAAACUUAUUACAAAUGACUCGCAAUUAAUACCUGUACCAAACAAGAAACACGAUAUUUUUAAAAAACAACAUUGUUACGCUAUAGGCAUAAUAAUCUUUAAAAUGUUCAUAACAAAGCCCCGUUCUCGACUACUUCUUUCAGUUCAUCGGUAAAACGCCAGGGGUAAAGUACAAUACACUUCGAUUGACUUUAUCUUUAGGAAGGUAGGAAGUGACAAUAAAAAAAACAAUCAUGACUCUCUCGCGAGUACUCGUGCGACUUGAUUGCGACAAAAAUCAAUGCAACUGGCGAAUAUAACGCCAACGCAAGUAGAUCGAUCAAAAACAACCAGGUUUAACUCUAUCUCUACCAGACGAAGUAGAAUUAUACCCCAAUUUCAUUCACGUUUCUAUGAUGUCAUGAACGUUAAGAACUACCUGCUAAUGUUCCGCUUUAAAAUGGAUAAUUUCAUCCCUUCUAUAAUACUCACAAGGGAAAUUUCGUUUUGCUGAAGUAAAAACCAAAUCUUAGGUAAUCUCACUCGGCAAAACAUGGCAAUGUAAAUAACUUGAAACCAGUAUUUCGUCUCGUAACUAGGUGAAAUGUGAUCAUUCAGGUGAGUGUACUUAUUGAAAACAUUGUUGUUAACAGCGAUUGCCUAUUCGACAACAACGAUCACCAGAGUUCAAAGUGAGUUACGUGUCGUAGCUUGAAGACAAUUUUAGCUAGCGUCAUAAUUGGCCAACUUGAACAAAGCAUAAUCCAGAAUAUUUUUUUCUCGACAGAUACAAGUUAAUGCUGGACUGCUGGAGGGAUGAUCCGAAUGAACGACCCUCAUUCACCGAAAUGAUAACCACUCUUGAACAAAUGAUGACAGCUGAUACCCCAUAUUAUGAUUUUACACUGUUAGAUGAGAGCCAGGAAUGUUACAAUGAUCAAUGCCCCAGCACCAGCGAAACUCUCGACACUCUCUUGUGA